AUGAAGUCGGUAUUCGCAUUGACAAUUUGCACGCUGUUCUCGAUACUUGAAGUAGUAAAGGGUGUCACUAUCGCCAACAAGUCCAUCCCAUUUACCUAUAAUGAGACAAAUUUUCUUCUCCAUGGAAAACCGGUUCAGAUCCUAGCGGGACAGAUGGAUCCACAGCGCAUUCCACAACAAUAUUGGCGAGAUCGACUGCAAAAGGUUCGAGCCAUGGGCCUGAACAGUAUAUCAUCCUACAUUUUCUGGGACCUCCUAGAGCCAAAGGAAGGGAAUUGGGAUUUCUCUGGAAUGAACAAUGUGGCACAAUAUUUUAAGAUAGCGCAAGAGGAAGGCCUCAUGGUCUUACUUCGGCCAGGUAGUUAUAUAUGCGGAGAGCACACCUGGGGAGGCUUUCCAGCAUGGCUGUCGGAAGUACCCGGCAUGGUGGUUCGAUCAAACAAUGAACCAUUUCUGAACGCCACAAAGUCUUAUAUUACACGAUUGGCCAAAGAACUCAAGCCACUGCUUGUGACCAAUGGUGGGCCGAUCAUUCUUGUUCAAGUUGAGAAUGAAUAUGGGUCGUAUGGUUCCGACAAGCAAUAUACAUCUACUCUGAGAGAUAUGUGGAAGGAAGCUGGAUUCGACGUCCCUUUGUAUACAACUGAUGGCGAUGGCAUUAGCUAUUUGAAAGGUGGAGUGAUAGAAAAUGUGCUAGCUGAAACAGACGGCGGGGGCGGCAAUGUGGAAGGAGCAUUUGCGACCCGCCAAAACUACCUCGCCAAUACAAGCUCAUCAGGACCAUUUAUCGAUGCCGAAUAUUACACUACGUGGUUGGACCUUUGGGGAUCUCCACAUCAAACUACUGAUGCUAAUGGAGCCAAGACGGUCAUGGGUGACUUGGACUGGCUCAUCAAGAAUGGCUCUUCCUUCAGUCUCUAUAUGGUGCAUGGAGGAACUAAUUUCGGGUUCAGUGCUGGUGCAGACUGGUCAACUGUUUUAACACCAGUGACCUCAAGUUAUGACUAUGGUGCUCCGUUGGAUGAAAGUGGUCAGCCCACUGAUCUAUUCUAUGACAUCCAAAAAACCAUCAAAGCAAACCUACCCGCAGGAGAAAAACUUCCCAAGAUGCCAAAGGCAACAACCAUGAUUUCCAUUGCCAACAUUACCAUGAAGCCUGUCGCUAGUCUCUUUGAUACAUUACCAAAACCGGUGAUAAAGCAGCAACCAGUGAACAUGGAAUCGCUGGGCCAGUCCAACGGCUUCACUUUAUAUAGAACCACUAGUCAAAUGGCUGCAAGUGGUAUGCUCAAACUGAGUGAUUAUCCAAGGGACAGAAUACUGGUAUAUGUGAACGGCAAGCGACAAGGCUUAUUUGAUAGUACUUUCCCACUGCCUCAGGCCGUCAAUCUCACCGUCAGCAAGGGUGAUAGCAUAGAUCUACUGGUUGAAAACAUGGGUCGAAUCAACUACGGGCCUCGUAUCCCAGAUCAACGCAAGGGUAUUGUCGGAAAUGUAACCUUGAAUGAAAAAAUGCUAGAACACUGGUCCAUUUACACAUUGCCUCUGGAUAAUCCGUCUACCAUGAUAAAGGCAGCCAAAUCCUCCAACCAUAGCAGUGACGUACCUACUUUCUACCAAGCUUCAUUUAACUUGCACACCAUUGGCGAUACAUUCUUAUCUACUCCUGGAUGGACGAAAGGCAUGGUAUGGGUGAAUGGAAACAACCUUGGACGAUACUGGAUGAUUGGACCUCAGCAACAACUCUAUGUUCCUGGCUGUUGGUUGAAAAAAGGCACGAAUGAAAUCAUCAUUCUGGAAUUGGAGCAAGUGAACGCCACGACUGUUAGUGGCAUCACAACUAGAAGCUGGGCCAAUCGUCCUAAUCCUAGUGUUCCUCAAAUUGUAUCAAACUGA
Molecule: messenger RNA, 1896 nt
Organism: Umbelopsis ramanniana AG
Lineage: Eukaryota; Fungi; Mucoromycota; Umbelopsidomycetes; Umbelopsidales; Umbelopsidaceae
Exons: 2
Coding region: 1-1896 (631 amino acids)
Biological process (GO): carbohydrate metabolic process
Cellular component (GO): vacuole
Molecular function (GO): beta-galactosidase activity
Source: RefSeq, a predicted model, not a curated record